AUGACCUUGAUCAAACGGAUUAUUUCCAGAAAUAAGUCUUGCUACAUCCUCCAGGCAAAUGAACAAACAUUCCUCUUCGACUAUCCAUCGAGUAUUUACGGAACACAUUUUUCGUUUCCUUCCUUUGCCAAAGCACCAAAACCCCUAAAGCUCAUCUUUCCGAAGUUUGUGGACAACAUCGAUCAUAUUCUGAUCACUCGGUCAGACUCAUUGGGUGUACUUUUUCUUGAAAAAGACAUUCCCAUAUACAUUACAGAGCCUGUGUUUGAACAGAUUUUGAUAAAGUACAAAAGUCUUCUCAAGAUCCCGGCCUAUUAUGAAGAUGAGGAGGACGAGGGUGUUUCCGUAGAAGACGCAGACGUCGAAAGAUUCAGAAGAAACGCUAGAUUUGUCAGAUUUAACGAGAGAUGUUACUUCGAUAAUGUUUUGAUCACUCCGCACCCCGCAGGAACAUUUAUUGGCUGGACGAACUACUUGAUUGAUAUUGGAGAUAAAAGAACCAUAUACUACCUCACCUCCUUGGCUAGCAAGACCAGACUUUCUUUGGAGGCUGGAGGUAUCUCCUCAGACUACUUGAUCAUCAAUACGGAUUUCCCUCCUCCCUCUCAUGACAUUGAGGAGUUUUCUACUUACAUUAAUGACCUAGGGUCUGAUGUUGCGAUCGUGCCUUUAGAGAUGACAACAAUGCUUAUCGAAGUUCUCCUCCACACGCUGUUUGUGACCCAAGCAAAGGGCACAAUUCCAAUAUACGUUGUAUCAUCGGAGUUCGGCCGCCUUCACACAACCAUCAGCAUAGAAAACGAAUGGCUAAGUAAACCGUUUUCAUCGGCUAAGGAGCCUUUUCCAAUCAGGUCAUAUAGAAGGUUCUAUGCCGUAGACACCAUCGAUGAAUUAUCUGAGAUUUCUGGGCCCGCAGUAGUAUUUUGUGACCCAUUAGAGUUUAGUCUUUAUUCCCAUCCGAUCUUUGACAACCAGAAGAUUAUCUCUAUUAAUAAUUCGGUGCCAUUUGCGGAUGCUAACUACAAUCUCAAGCUGGAGCUGGACCCCGAGGAGAUUUCAUCAAUUCAUACAGGAACAAUAAUACACAACCCAAACCCUGGAGAGUAUCUUUACAUCGAGGCCAUGCCUGGUCAUUACUGUCUUGCUGUGGAUGCUCGUAGUAUCCAAGUAUACACCAAUGAAAUAUAUUUGAACGGGAAGUUGAAGUUUAGCGACAAACAUGGCUUUGGAAAGAAGAUGGUAUUUUCUCAGAAAAAGUGUAAGCUAAGCGAUUUAUUCAGCGCCAACAGAUUCUUCUUUAGUGAAGGCUCAUAUUACUUUCCCCAAAAGGGUCUUAAGGUUACCAUAGACAACAAAAAAGCCAAGAUAAAGAAAAUUAUUGGGCUGAACAAAGCUAAAAGGACUUCCAAAUAA
Messenger RNA from Encephalitozoon intestinalis ATCC 50506, 1413 nucleotides. RefSeq lists its product as uncharacterized. The transcript has a single exon. The coding region runs from base 1 to 1413 and encodes 470 amino acids. The record is from RefSeq and is a predicted model, not a curated record. Lineage: Eukaryota; Fungi; Microsporidia; Unikaryonidae.